Molecule: messenger RNA, 4562 nt
Organism: Hemibagrus wyckioides
Lineage: Eukaryota; Metazoa; Chordata; Actinopteri; Siluriformes; Bagridae
Gene: cmbl
Product: carboxymethylenebutenolidase homolog (Pseudomonas)
Exons: 6
Coding region: 334-1071 (245 amino acids)
Molecular function (GO): hydrolase activity
Source: RefSeq, a predicted model, not a curated record
AGCCGACUCCGAAUUCGUGGUUCGGAUCCAAAUAUGUGGCUCUAGUUCAAAAUGCGCUUGCAUGCUAACAUUUGAUAGCACGUCUCGAAUUGCGGACGAUUCUAACGUGCUAUCUUUCUUCACCGUAACUAUAAAUCAUAGGUAGCCUAUAGUGGGAGCUAGGCCCCGCCCAUUUGGAUCUGGCUCUUGGUGGAAAAAUCCAACAGUUCUCUGAGGGCGUUUCUAAAGGGGCCAUGCUCUGAUAAAUGAGUGUUUUCCUCUUCGACCUCUCCGGUUUGAGAGACUGUUCCUUUAUCGCUACAAUCGUUUUGGUUGCUUAAAAAAAAUAACAAGAUGGCAAAUGAAGCCAGGCCAUGCCCGUGUGACAUUGGGGACAGGAUGGAAUAUGGCAGUCUUGGCGAAGACGUUCAGAUUGAGCACGUUAAAGCUUACGUGGUGAAACCUAAAGCACCAACAGACAAAGCGGUCAUUGUAAUUCAGGACAUUUAUGGAUGGCAGCUCCCCAAUACACGAUACAUGGCUGACAUGCUCGCUUCAAAUGGAUAUAUUGCUGUUUGCCCAGACUUCUUUCUUGGAAAGGAACCAUGGAGUCCUUCGAGUGACUGGUCAACGUUUCAGGAGUGGCUUGAGGACAAAAAACCCACCGACAUCAACAAGGAAGUGGACGUGGUUUUGAAAUACCUCAAGGACCAAAGCGGAGCUAAAAGGAUUGGAGUGGUGGGGUUCUGUUGGGGUGGAGUGGCCACACACUACAUAGCUCUUCAAUAUCCUGAGGUCAAGGCUGGAGUGUCAGUCUACGGGAUUGUUAAAGAGCGAGAGGAUCGUUACGAGCUCAAAAGUCCGACUCUCUUCAUCUUUGGUGAGAAAGACCCGGUCAUACCACUUGACCAGGUGACAACACUAGAGGCAAAACUGAAGGACAAGUGCACUGUUGACUUCAAAGUAAAGGUUUUCCCGGAUCAGACUCACGGAUUUGUGCACCGUAAACGAGAAGACAUCAAUCCGACGGACAGGCCGCACAUUCAGGAGGCCCGGGAGGACAUGGUUAACUGGUUAAAUAAGUAUAUGUAAAAUUAAUUAGGUUCAAAUUAUCAGAUUUAAAGUAAUUGCAUCCUUACCCCAAAUGUUGUUGAUGUUCUGUGUCUAAAGUUCACUCUGCAUUCGUGAGGUUACUGUAGUGCCUCAUAACGCAUAACUAAAUCACACGUGAGGACAUUAUCUGACUCCUUUAGGUGUAAGCAGAUAAAAGGUCAAAAGUUGACUUAAAUUGUGCCAUUUGCUUUUGGAAUCACUUUCUGUUAACUUUCAAUAUGAAGUCCAAAGAGCUCUCGCUGCCCGUUAAGCAGUCCAUCGUCAAGCUGAAAAAUGAAAACAAAUCCAUUAGAGAGAUAGCAAAAACUUUAGGUGUAGCCAAAUCGACCAUUUGGUCCAUUCUUAAAAAGGCAGAACACACCGGUGACCUCAUGAACAACCAUAGGUCCGGAAGACCACGGAAAACGACCGAAGGGGAAGACAGAAGAAUUCUUUCCCUGGUGAAGAAAAACCCCUUCACAACAGUUGGUCAGAUCAAGAACACCCUCCAGGAGGUAGGUGUAUCUGUGUCGGAGUCAACAAUCAAGCGAAGACUUCACCAGAGUAAAUACAAUUGGUCCACCGUAACCUUCAAAGAGAGGAAGACUAAGCAAAAAUUAAAAAAUAGCAAAAACAGUGCGAAAAAGUCUGGAAAUUCCGAAACGACAUCCUGUGAACAGACGGAAGAAGUACCUACUUUGCCAGAUUCCAAGGAAGAGGCGAACAAAGAGAAGGAAACGAACUGCUAAUGAUCUGAAUCGUAUCACCUCAUGGUAGGGGUUGUGGUGUGGGUGUGUGUGGCUGCCACUGGAACUGGUUCCUUUCUAUUCAUCGAUGCGACUGCUGACCAAACCGGCAGGAUGAAUUUAAUCGUAUAGGGCUGCAUUAUCAGAUUCAGCCAAAUACUUUUAAACUCACUGGACAGUGCUUCACAGUGCAGAUGGACAAACAGUGACCCAAAGUGGUCUUCAAAAGCAGCCCAAGAUUUUUUUUUUUUUUUAAGGCAAAGAAAUGGAAGAUCUUAAUGAUUGAGAUGACCAUACUGAAGUUUAUUCUCAGAAAACAGCAUGUCCCAAAGGGUUUUUGUUCAUCUUUUACCACAGCGAUUUGCCAAAGACGAAACGUGCUUUUCAAUCGUUUAGUUCCAUAUAAUGCUGUGGAAUGUCAGCAAGCUAGUUAUAAACAGGCUAUAAACAAUCACCCCUCUCUGUCCUCUUUUUUUUCCCCACCCUCUUUUGAUGGUUAGGACAGAAAAUGUAGUUUGACGUAUUUCUUAGAAACUAGAAUUUACCAUGGUGUAAAAAAAUUACUGUUACAAAUGGACGCUGGCGAUUCCUUUCUUGAACGUUGAAUGAAUAUUCCCAGACAGAAAGCUUAACCAGUUAAAUGUUCUUUCUUUCGUUAAAUAAAAAAAAAUCUUUUUAAAAUCAGUUUAUAAUUGCCCUGACUUGUCAAUGUCACAAUUUUUGACCCCUGAUAUAACUAAGGCCUAGUCCACACGUACACGGGUAUCUUUAAAAACAGAGUUUUUCCUCCUUCGUUUUUAUUUUAAAAAAUCUUGUCCACAUGAAAACGCAAAAACGUAGUCAAGAGAAUGCAAAACCAACAAGUGGCAAUAUAAUCUCAACCGUAAAGCCAUGUUGGCCAACCAGAAGCCUGAGACGCCGACUUCACAAGCAGUGUUGCCAGAUUGGGCGCCCAGUCAGGCUUCUUUGGUCACGUCUCACUGGGAAAAGUGCAUUCGGUGGGUUGAUUAAAAUCUGGGCUGGUUUUUUAUGCAACUGCCGGGUUUUUAUUUUUGACUAUAAACAUAUUUUAUUUUCUAUUCAAACGAUUAAAUAAAGUGUAAUAUGUAAUGCUGACAUUUUAAUUAUAUGGUUCAGUUUAGCCAAUAAGGUUCAGGAGACUCCUGUCCAGUCAGACUUCAGCCUUGAUUAGCUGGUUGUUGUAAUCGUUCUACUCGUUAAGCCGAUAUCACAGAGUUAUUAACUGUUAUAACUGUUUGUUAUUGUAUUAGUUAUAACAGUAUGCAUAUUGGGCUGGUAUUUUUUGUUUUAAAUGGGUGGGUUUUAAGCUGUAGUUGGGCAGGAAAUCUUCAGUCUAAUUUGGCAACCCUGUUCACAAGCCAGAAAUCUCCGGUUUCGCUGUUUACAUAACACUGAAACCUGGCAGGAGUUUUCGAAAAUGUUCGAUUUCAGUGACCCGAUGCUGCGUUUGCGUGUGGAGGAACGGCCAAACCGCAUAAAAAAAGCUACAGUUUUAAAAAUACCCGCGUUCAUGUGGACAGGGCCUAAGGCUAUACGUCGUCCUGUACCUGGUUCAGAUAUACAGGAUGCUUUCCUGCAGCUUUCAGAACAAACAGAUAUAUUGCGAUUAAAAAUUCCUUCCACUGUUAAAUGAUUCCUGAGUGCUUCUGUCUGGACUGACCUCGAGUCAGUGAUGCAGCAUAGAUGUUCUUGAACUAUACCAUAUGGAUAAAGGGUGAAACAACGAAGAGCCAGAGAACACUUUAGUAUAUGAGAAAGUGUCUUGGACAUUACUUUAUUCUUAUGUCAUUCAGCUUAGUAGCUGAGGGUGAGGUUUAGGGUGGGGUCACUCAGUACAGCUCACUGAAAUCGACAGAGACUGACUUUGUAGGACUCUGGGAUCAUGUUCAGGAGAUGAUGUGCUGAUCAUAUUUUACUUUUAGAAUUAGUGCUUCAACUUAGAGCAAGAAUCCUUUAUACUAUGCAUUCUACCCAUCGAUAUACACUAUAUGCCCAGAAGUAUGUGGACAUGUGACCAUCAGCACCGAUAUUUGGACCUUUCUCAAACAGUUACCCUAAAAUUGGAACCGCACACUUGUGUAGGUUGUCUUGGUUUUACAGUUUCCCUUCACUGGAACAUGAACGAUAUCCAUGAAGGCCUGGUUUGUUAAGGUUGGAAUGGAAGAACAUUAGUGGCCUGCACAGAGCCUCUGUUGGGAAGACUUUUGGAAUGAACUGGAAUGCUAACGGGCCCCAGGUCAUGUUCCAGAAUCCAGUCAUGUGUCCAGAAACCUUUGGCCAUAGUGUAUUACUAUGCUUAGUUAGAUUAGUUAUAGGUAUGGUAGAUGAUAUGUAAUAAUAAUCCACUGCGUGACUGUAUUAAGGAACCUAGUUAGUACUAAGACAUGAAAAAUGAUUUUCCUAGAGAAUGUUGCUAUCCUGACACUUCAUUGCAUUAUAUCCUUUGUAGGCUUUCUAUAGCUUAUAGAUCAGGGUUAGUCGUUAGUAUUAUGAAUGCUUUGUAUGUUUUUUUUUGGGUUUUUUUGCAUUAUUUUGUUUCAUAAUACUGUUAUUGGAUUCCAGAUGGCAGAAAUGCAAAUAUGGGAGAAUUGUGUCAAUCAGAAACUCGAAUCAUAUCACUGAGAAAUUUGUUAAAUGAAAUGCUUUUGUGGACCUGAGUAAUAGUUGAAAACUUUGAUAACUGACUGUUCAUUAAUUAUUUUUUAAAUAAAUCAUAUAAUUUUA